Messenger RNA from Durio zibethinus, 1158 nucleotides. The record is from RefSeq and is a predicted model, not a curated record. NCBI's taxonomy places the organism in Eukaryota, Viridiplantae, Streptophyta, Magnoliopsida, Malvales, Malvaceae.
AAAUUUUUCUUUCUUUUUUUCUUUGUAAAAUCUUCCCCACAAAUCCAACGGUCCAAAACACACUUCAACCUACCCUCUCUUAAUCCAAACCGUUACGAUUCUAAGUUUUUACCACAUUUUUUAUGUGCCCCCUUCGGCCUUCCUUUGUCCUUUAAUUGAUCCCCAUUGUUUAGUUGAUGAAUCUUAUGUCCCAUUUUCAGGUUUCUUUUAAACUACUUUUUCUCUUCUCCUUCAACCUCCCGUUACUGCAUUUAAUCAUCUUUGUUAAUGGAAGAAAUGAUGGUGCCGCCAUGGCUUGAAUCAUUGUUAUCCGCUACAUUCUUCACCAUCUGCCCAAGACAUAGAGACACACCAAGAAACGAAUGUAAUAUGUAUUGCCUUGAUUGCAUGAAUGAUGCAUUUUGCUUCUAUUGCCGUUCCUCAAGACACAAAGAUCAUCUUGUAAUUCAGGUCAGACGGUCAUCAUACCAUGAUGUUGUGAGAGUUGCUGAAAUUCAAAAGGUUUUGGAUAUAAGUGGAGUGCAAACAUAUGUGAUAAACAGUGCAAGAGUUCUUUUCCUAAAUGAGAGGCCGCAACCAAAGAGUAGUAGUAGCAGUAGCAGCAAAGGGAUCUCUCAUUUGUGUGAAAUUUGUAGCAGAACUCUUUUGGAUCCCUUUCGUUUCUGUUCUUUGGGAUGUAAGCUUGUUGGAAUAAGGAAAAAGGGGGACACGAGCUUUGUUUUAAGCAACAAGAACAAUAAGGAAGAAGUAACGAUACAAACAAGAGAAGGAAUUACGGCGAGAAGAUUGCCAUCAAAAGAAGAAGAAGAAUUGCGUGAAGGAAACCCACAAGAAAUGUAUAGAACAGGCACGCCUAUUACAGCUCAUUCUAAUUCAAGGAGAAGAAAAGGCAUCCCUCAUAGGGCACCUUUCGGGUCCUAAUAAACUUGCUUUUUAGGGCUUUUAAGGCUUUCUUUCCAUACAAUUAUAUAUAUAUAUAUAUAUAUAUAUAUAUAUUAUCCAGCUCAUUCCUUCACAAGGUACCACGAGGGCGGUCCAUGCCCUAAACCAAAAGGACCCGAUUAAGUCGGUAUAUAUUAUUUAUUUUUAUAUUGACUUUUUUAUCACUUUAAUUAAAUUUAAUUUGUCAAAAUAUGUCAUGUGAUUUAAUUUGUAUAA